Molecule: messenger RNA, 1928 nt
Organism: Mustela lutreola (European mink)
Lineage: Eukaryota; Metazoa; Chordata; Mammalia; Carnivora; Mustelidae
Gene: LMAN2L
Product: lectin, mannose binding 2 like
Exons: 9
Coding region: 42-1148 (368 amino acids)
Biological process (GO): endoplasmic reticulum to Golgi vesicle-mediated transport; Golgi organization; endoplasmic reticulum organization
Cellular component (GO): endoplasmic reticulum membrane; COPII-coated ER to Golgi transport vesicle; Golgi membrane
Molecular function (GO): D-mannose binding
Source: RefSeq, a predicted model, not a curated record
CUACGGGGCGGGCUUUUAAUGAAGGGACGGCGGUGGGAAAGAUGGCGGCGACUCUAGGACCUUCUGGGUGGUGGCAGCGGUGGCGGCAGCGUUUGUCGGCUCGGAAUUGGUCCAGGAUGUUGCUCCUUCUUCUUUUGAUGGGGUCUGGGCAGGGACCACGGCAAGUCGGGGCGGGUCAAACGUUCGAGUACUUGAAACGGGAGCACUCGCUGUCGAAGCCCUACCAGGGUGUGGGCACGGGCAGUUCCUCACUGUGGAAUCUGAUGGGCAACGCCAUGGUGAUGACCCAGUAUAUCCGCCUUACCCCAGAUAUGCAAAGUAAACAGGGUGCCCUGUGGAACCGGGUGCCAUGCUUCCUGAGAGACUGGGAGUUGCAGGUGCACUUCAAAAUCCACGGACAAGGGAAGAAGAAUCUGCAUGGGGAUGGCUUGGCAAUCUGGUACACGAAGGAUCGGAUGCAGCCAGGGCCUGUGUUUGGAAACAUGGACAAAUUUGUGGGGCUGGGAGUAUUUGUAGACACGUACCCCAAUGAGGAGAAGCAGCAAGAGGCCCAGAAGAGGAGAUAUUCUCCAGGAGUCCAGCGGGUCUUCCCCUAUAUCUCAGCCAUGGUGAACAAUGGCUCACUCAGCUACGAUCAUGAGCGGGAUGGGCGGCCUACAGAGCUGGGGGGCUGUACGGCCAUUGUCCGCAAUCUGCACUAUGACACCUUCCUUGUGAUUCGCUAUGUCAAGAGACAUUUGACGAUAAUGAUGGACAUCGAUGGCAAGCAUGAGUGGAGGGACUGCAUCGAGGUGCCCGGGGUCCGUCUGCCCCGGGGCUACUACUUUGGCACCUCCUCCAUCACUGGGGAUCUCUCGGAUAAUCACGACGUCAUCUCCCUGAAGUUGUUUGAACUGACGGUGGAGAGAACCCCAGAAGAGGAGAAGCUGCAUCGAGAUGUGUUCCUGCCCUCGGUGGACAACAUGAAGCUGCCUGAGGAGAACACAACACGGAUAACUCCUCAUACCUUCCAGGCAUAUAUUUGUUGGGUUUUUUUUUUCGUCCAAGCCUCCGUCCACCUGAGGAAUUCUCCCUGGAAAUCCGGAUGGAAACUUCUUCCCUGUGUUGCCUUCUCCCUCCACUCAUUGCUCUCUCCACAUGCAGCCUGAGCUAGAAGAGACAUCUGGAUGCCUCUCCAAAGAGCCUUGGGCUGCAGAACAGACUGUUGUUUCACUACCCUCAGUAGGUGGCCACAGUGGAGGGCUCUUUGGCUCACUGCUCCAGCUGUUGUUCUUUAGCACGCAUCUUGGUUCUGUUGGUUUGUUUGUGACCUUCCCAGUUGGUUCCUUUAAGCCCUCAGUCAGGUUUGGCCAGAAGUUGGGUAUGCAAGUCAAGAGAAGCUUAUACGACUUAAUGGUUGUCAGGGGAGUAACUAGGAAACUGGCCAGCUCCAUGUUUCAAUACCAGAAGCAGCAUCUGCCAUGUGAUCUGGCCAUUGGAGAUGUUUCUGGACUCUGGAGCCUGAUGAACUCCAUGUUUGGUGUUUAUAUGACUCUUGAAAUCCCACUUGGGAGUGUUCAAAAUGUAAAGAAGCUUCCUUUUUAUAGCCUCGGCUUGGAUACUCUCCAAAGAGGAAACUUGGCUUCUGUUUCUUAAUGGUGGAGAAACCGUUGCUAUUCUAUUGCAAAUCUGGGAGCAAUGGACCCUCGUCCUCUGUGCCUGGAAGAGUUCAUUGUCAUUGAGCAACAGAGCCUGAGUGUCCUCCUCUGUGGGUCAAACCUUAUUCCACUGCCUUAUCUGACAAGGGGUCAUGUGCUGCUCACCUGUCUGCUCUGUGAUUAAAAUGGCCAGUAGGCCAGUCUCCCUGGAGGGCCUGGAGCUCUGAGCUCUACUAGCCCUGUACUUCUGUAGCCUAAGGGAAAUUCUUAAAAUGGCUGAUGAAAACCAGA